AUGUCCUUCAGACAGAUCCUGCCCACCGUCCCCCGCGCACUCCGCUCCUCCGCCGCCAGACUCUCCCCCAAGCAGGCCUACUCCAUCCUCACCGCCCGGCCAGCCCCCUCCCCCCGCCCUGCCCCCUUCAACCAUACCCAGACCAGGGGCCUCAAGACCCUCGACUUCGCCGGCCACAAGGAGGUCGUCUACGAGCGUGCCGACUGGCCCGCCGCCAAGCUCCAAGAGUAUUUCAAGAACGACACUCUUGCCAUCAUCGGAUACGGCUCUCAAGGACACGGCCAAGGCCUCAACGCCCGCGAUAACGGCCUCAAUGUGAUCAUUGGUGUCAGAGAAGGUGGGGCCAGCUGGAAGGCUGCCGAAGCCGACGGAUGGGUUCCCGGCAAGACUCUGCUUCCGAUCAACCAGGCCCUCGAGAAAGGCACGAUCAUCAUGAACCUCCUCUCGGAUGCCGCCCAAUCCCAGACAUGGGAGUCCAUCAAGCCCUUCCUCACCAAGGGCAAGACCCUCUACUUCUCCCACGGAUUCUCCGUCGUCUACAAGAACGACACCGGCGUCGUGCCCCCCAAGGACAUCGACGUCAUCCUCUGUGCCCCCAAGGGCAGCGGAAGGACCGUCCGAACCCUCUUCCAGGAGGGCCGCGGCAUCAACGGUAGCGUCGCCGUAUGGCAAGACGUCACCGGUAAGGCCAAGGAAAAAGCCGUCGCCCUCGGCGUCGCCGUCGGCACCGGCUACUUGUACGAGACCACCUUCGAAAAGGAGGUCUACUCCGACCUCUACGGAGAGCGUGGGGUCUUGAUGGGUGGAAUCCAGGGUAUGUUCCUCGCCCAGUACAAGGUAUUGCGAGAAAACGGUCACAGUCCCUCGGAAGCCUUCAACGAGACCGUCGAGGAGGCCACUCAAUCCCUCUUCCCUCUCAUUGGCGCCCACGGUAUGGACUACAUGUAUGCCGCCUGCUCGACGACCGCCCGUCGGGGAGCGUUGGACUGGGCGCCCAAGUUCGAGGCGGCCAACAAGCCGAUCUUCGAGGCGCUCUACAAGUCGGUCAAGAACGGCGACGAGACCCGACGCUCGCUCGAGUUCAACGGCCGCAAGACUUACUCGGAGGACCUCGCGAAGGAGCUCGCUGAGAUCGACGCCCAGGAGAUCUGGAGAGCCGGGAAAACCGUCCGAGCCCUUCGUCCGGAUACCAAGAAAAACUAA
Molecule: messenger RNA, 1203 nt
Organism: Puccinia triticina
Lineage: Eukaryota; Fungi; Basidiomycota; Pucciniomycetes; Pucciniales; Pucciniaceae
Exons: 6
Coding region: 1-1203 (400 amino acids)
Biological process (GO): L-valine biosynthetic process
Cellular component (GO): mitochondrion
Molecular function (GO): ketol-acid reductoisomerase activity
Source: RefSeq, a predicted model, not a curated record